CGGCCAGAUGCGGACUUUAGAAUUGGAACAGUACUCGGGCUGCGACUGAUGACGUUUCACGAGUCCACGAGAACAAACGUAUACACAAGAACGCAUAUUGAGAAAGGGCCAUAUUCUAAUGUAUCAUUUUGUGUGAAGUUAAACGUAAAAUGAUUUAGAAAAACAAAUACCACGUGCCCGUCAUGUGUUACGGUGACGUCAUCAUCACUGCAGCUCAUCAUGGCGGCGGCUCCGUCGGUUUUCCACAGAGUGGGAACUGGUUCUAAAGUCGGAGCCCAGUAUGACCAGGACGGAAACCUUAUUCAGGUGGAAACCCGAGAGGAUGAAGAGCAGAGCGUCAAGCUGGCGGAGAUCCUGGAGCUGCUGCUGGCUGCUGGGUACUUCAGAGCUCGAAUUAAAGGCUUGUCCCCUUUUGAUAAGGUGGUAGGUGGUAUGACCUGGUGCAUCACCACAUGUAACUUCGACAUCGACGUGGAUCUACUUUUCCAAGAAAACUCUACUAUUGGCCAGAAAAUAGCCCUGACUGAGAAAAUAGUCUCUGUGCUACCAAAGAUGAAGUGUCCACAUUGCCUCGAGCCACAUCAAAUCCAAGGCCUGGAUUAUAUCCACAUUUUCCCAGUGAUACAGUGGUUGGUGAAGCGAGCGAUAGAGACCAGGGAAGAGAUGGGCGACUAUGUGAGGGCCUACUCUAUUUCACAGUUCCAGAAGACCCACUGCUUACCAGAGGAUGAAGAGUUUCUCCAGAGGAAAAACAAAGCUGUUAGGACCGUUCUGGAUGUAUUGAAUGUUUACAAACCUCAGAGGAAGUACAGGAGGCAGAAAGAUGCAGGUCAGCUGCUGGAUGAAGAUUCCAGGGUUCACUCCACUCUCCUCGAAUACGGCAGACUGUCCCAUUUUCUGCUGCGUUAUGGAUUCAGCAAACCGUCCAAACAAGACACGGUGGACCAGAGGAAGGCUUCGCUGGCCAGUGGCUCUCAGGCAGCGGCCCCCAGGAUGGCCGACCUGUCAGACCAAGACCACUUGCAGACAGUGGAGGAGAUGCGUAUCAAAACACUCAUGACCAGCAUGGCUGCCAUGGAAAAUGAAGAGGGGAAGCUGACCGCGAAUGCAGUGGGCCAGAUAGUGGGACUACAGUUUGAGGAGAUCAAACUGAUCGUCUCAGAGUACGCUGAAAGGCAGUCAGAGCUGUCGUCAGAGGAGCGUUCAGAGCGCUAUGGCCCGCUGCAGCAGCACCGCAGGGCAGUGGCCUUACUGAACAAAGAGAUCCAGCAGAAGACUAAAGAACUGGUCCAGCUACAAGAAAACUAUGAAAAGGUGAAAACCGGCUGUGACGAUGCCAAGAGAAAUCUAACUGAGGCCAAUGAGCACUCCAAGAAACUGGUGAGCGAGCUGAAGAGUUUGGACGAGCUGGAGGAGCAGGCAGACAUCAGCUUGCUGGAGAAGCUGAGUGCUCUAGUGACCACAAAUGAGAACCUUAAGCAGCAGGAGCAGGAGUUUCGCACACAUUGCAGAGAAGAGAUGGCUCGUCUGCAGCAGAACAUUGAGACGCUGAACCCGGUCUUGGGACAGGAUACAGAGGAGGAGAAAGAGAGGAACCAGCUGAUAGAGAAACAGUACAACACAGACAGAGAGAAACUACAGAAGAUCCGUCUGAUCAUGGCUCGGAGGAACCGGGAGAUCGCUAUCUUGCAGAGGAAGAUCGAUGAGGUGCCUAGCCGGGCUGAGCUGACCCAGUAUCAGAAGAGAUUCAUCGAACUCUACAGCCAUGUUUCUGCCACACAUAAGGAGACCAAGCAGUUCUUCACACUGUAUAACACGUUGGACGACAAGAAGGUUUAUCUGGAGAAGGAGGUAAAUCUGCUGAAUUCUAUUCAUGACAACUUCCACCAGGCCAUGUCGUCUUCAGCAGCCAGGGAGCAGUUCCUCAGGCAGAUGGAGCAAAUAGUAGAGGGGAUCAAACAGAGUCGCAUCAAGAUGGAGAAGAAGAAGCAGGAGAACAAAAUGAGGAGAGAUCAGCUGAACGACGAGUACCUGGAGCUGCUCGACAAGCAGAGGCUGUACUUUAAAACUGUCAAAGACUUUAAAGAGGAGUGCCGCAAGAAUGAGAUGUUGCUGUCCAAGUUGAGAGCGAAAGGAGCCUCGUAGAUCCAGCACAACCGCAACACGUCUGUGUCAAAUGAAUGAUUUCAUCUUUCGGAGUUAAUCGAUCGCAGACUAACUGAACACAAUUAGUGGUGUUUUUUUGGAAUAUUCCACCCUGUUAACCCUUCUGACUUGAUGCCUCUAACUUUAACUGUGAGAGGAUUACGGCACAUUACAUUUACAGUGGCCAAAAUCCAGCUGACCGACUGCAAAUAAUUGUUCAAGUCAGAAGAAGCUCUAAAUGUGUUGUGUGUUUUGGUCACAAUCAUCACAAAUUACUAACCACAUCUUUAGCAUCUCGUCAGACCAACAAAACUGUGGCCUUUCUUAUUGAAUUAGCUCUGUAACCAAUACCUGAGAAAUGUUUUGCUUUAUGUAAAGUCUAAUCUUAACUUUACCAAUGUUGAAUUUCAAACCUGACCUAGAGAGCUGUACAGAAUCCACCCACCACUCUUUGUUGAUCAUGAAGUGGGGCUGCUUCAGAGAGUGUUGUUUGUUAUUAUAUUACAGGGAUUUUAGGAAAAUCCUCAUAAAAAUAAUUUCAAACAAAAUGUGUGAAUGGUUUCCUAGUGCAACUUGGAACAUCACUCUUUGUAUGUGAAGUUUUAUGAUGCUGUUUGUAUGUUUCUCUGAAGUUUGAAUUCACCUCAUGUCUUAGAUUGGCCUCACUAUCCAAUGACAAUGUACAACCAUCAUUUAACAAUAAA
Molecule: messenger RNA, 2849 nt
Organism: Pungitius pungitius (ninespine stickleback)
Lineage: Eukaryota; Metazoa; Chordata; Actinopteri; Perciformes; Gasterosteidae
Gene: ccdc93
Product: coiled-coil domain containing 93
Exons: 24
Coding region: 220-2145 (641 amino acids)
Biological process (GO): Golgi to plasma membrane transport
Source: RefSeq, a predicted model, not a curated record